GUGGGCGACGGCAGCAGCACGUCGAGCGCGGGCAGCGGCGGCAGCCCGGACCACCACCACCACGUCCCGCCCCCGCUGCUGCCCCCCGGGCCGCACAAGGCCCCCGACGGCAAGGCUGUAGCCACGCGCAGGUCCCUGGACGACCUGUCGGCACCGCCGCACCACCGAAGCAUCCCCAACGGCCUGCACGAUCCCUCGUCCACCUACAUCAGGCAGCUGGAGACCAAGGUGAAGCUGCUGGAGGGUGACAAGAUCCUUGCACAGCUGCCCCGCCCCUACGGCCGCCCGAGAAGCUGGCUUCAGCAGGCAGGCCCUGGAGAGUUCCGGACGCUUCGGAAAGGCUUCUCCCCGUACCACUCAGAGUCCCAGCUCGCAUCCCUGCCGCCCUCCUACCAGGAUUCCCUGCAGAACGGCCCAGCCUGCCUAGUCCCCGAGCUGGCCUCGCCCCCUGCCGGCUACAGCUCUGCAGGACAGAAGCCUGAGGCGGUCGUGCACGCCAUGAAGGUCCUGGAGGUGCACGAGAACCUGGACCGGCAGCUCCAGGACAACUGUGAGGAGGACCUGAGCGAGAAGGAGAAGGCCAUCGUCCGCGAGAUGUGCAACGUGGUCUGGAGAAAACUGGGAGAUGCCGCCAGCUCUAAGCCCUCCAUCCGGCAACACCUGUCUGGGAACCAGUUCAAGGGGCCUUUGUAGGGCUGUUCCUCCAUGGAUGUGGACUGGCCCUGCCUGGGGGUCCCCAGGGGGAGUGUCAGGCCCCAGACAUGGGCAGGCCCUCAUGCCGAGCCACUGUCUUCUUUUUCUGUGGUGAAUUGUACAUAGGAAGCUGCCCACUGUGGCCCGGCUGCCAUGGGUCCAACAUGCUGACGGCCCGGUUUCCAUCUCCCGCCUCUCACACACCAGCAAACUGGGAAGACGGGACGCUGCUGACUGUCCCCUGCGGCAGAGCGGCCUGGACAGCCUUGUUCCCGCUCUGGGCUCCA
Molecule: messenger RNA, 980 nt
Organism: Ceratotherium simum simum (southern white rhinoceros)
Lineage: Eukaryota; Metazoa; Chordata; Mammalia; Perissodactyla; Rhinocerotidae
Source: RefSeq, a predicted model, not a curated record